AUGGACUCUUUUUUCUCUUCCAUCCCCGUAGCUCCUCAGCCCCCGAUCCCUCCCCGGCCCGUCGUCGCUCCUCUCUUCGCUUCCAACCCCCAGCCGCCUACGACGGUGGCCGGUGGUCCUCCUCUGAGCUUCGACCACCCGUCUUACACUGACAUGAUAUGCGAGGCUAUCUCGGGUUUAAAGGACGCCAACGGGUCAAGCAAGAGGGCUAUAGCCAAGUACAUAGAGUCAGCUCACAAGGACUUGCCACCAACUCACUCGGCCUUGUUGACUCACCACCUGAAGCGCUUGAAAAACAACGGCAUCUUAGUUAUGGUGAAGAAAUCCUACAAGCUUGCUUCUGAUGCUACCAGAUCUGAAGUUCCGAUCCCCGAUUCCACUCCUCCCGAUGCUUCAACCGGCCUCAACGAAGCCGCGGUCGCCCUCCUAAACCCAAACCCUCAAUCCCCGCUGCUGCCAAUGAAACCGUUCCGGCUCAGCAACUGCCGGCUCCGAUUCCCGAUGUGA
Molecule: messenger RNA, 507 nt
Organism: Hibiscus syriacus
Lineage: Eukaryota; Viridiplantae; Streptophyta; Magnoliopsida; Malvales; Malvaceae
Product: HMG-Y-related protein A-like
Exons: 1
Coding region: 1-507 (168 amino acids)
Biological process (GO): chromosome condensation; nucleosome assembly; negative regulation of DNA recombination
Cellular component (GO): nucleosome; nucleolus; nucleus
Molecular function (GO): nucleosomal DNA binding; double-stranded DNA binding
Source: RefSeq, a predicted model, not a curated record